Daktulosphaira vitifoliae (grape phylloxera) is the source of this 1339-nucleotide messenger RNA. RefSeq lists its product as uncharacterized. Bases 80 to 1237 code for a protein of 385 amino acids. The transcript is spliced from 3 exons. Lineage: Eukaryota; Metazoa; Arthropoda; Insecta; Hemiptera; Phylloxeridae. The record is from RefSeq and is a predicted model, not a curated record.
UUAUUUCAAAACUGUUUGAUUAUAAUUGAUAAAAUAUUUUGAAAUUUAAAAAUAGUGUUAAAUAUUCUAUUAGAAUAAUAUGUUUCUCAAUAAAUUGAAAUUAGUAUUCUUUUUUAUUCAGACAAUCAACCAAUCAAUAUGUGUUGAUCUAAAUAACAUUACACAUGAGGACAUAGAGACUCUUAAAAUGGAAUACCCAAAUAUUCAUUAUGUCAUUCUUCAACAACAUCCUUAUUAUAUACAAUCGAAAAAUGAGGUAUUGUUUUGUCCACUACCUUACAGUCACGUAGUAGAUGAUGAAGAUAUUCCUUAUGAAGAAGGUUUAGAAAUAAUAAAUAAAACAUUAACACUUGUGGUUAGUAGAUGUGUGAACAAAAAAAAUUAUAAAUUGGCUUAUACAAUUUUUUUGAACGCCAUUGAAAGUAUGGUCUUUACAUUCAUGUAUCGGUUCUGCGAGUUUGCAAUAGAAAUGAAUAAACAAUGUGCUGAAAUAUCAUUUUACUUAGAAAAUUUUAGUGAAAAACUUGCUGAACUUAUACCGAAAAUUAAUAGAGAAUGGAUUUCUCCUGAACCGCAUGAAUGUAUUUUAGAUGUUUAUAAAAAUCACAAAUCUAAGGAAUUCAAAUUUAAUAAAAUCAACAUAAAUUACAAAAAUGCUUUAUUAAACUGCAUGAAGUUAAUGGAAAAUAAAGUGCAUUUUUUAAAAGAACCUAAUAAUAUAUCAAUGAAUAAUAUGGAUGUAAGCGACUUAGAACGUUACUAUAAUAUCAGUUAUAAUAUUAUAGGUUAUCAUUUGUUUUUAUCACAUGAUUCUACUCGUUUCAAAUAUAUAACUGGAGAUAUAUGUGAAAGCAAAUGUUUUGGAUGUAACAAAUACAGUAGCGGUGAUUCGGGAAUAUACUUUUUUUCACCAUGUGGACAUGGCUGGUCAUGUGAAAGGUGUGUUAAAAAAAUUGAAGCUUGUCCUGUAUGUAAUGAAUUGAUUACAAGUACUCAAGAACUAAAUAUACAAACAUCUGUGUCAAUAGUACCCGAAAUGUAUGAGCCCUUACCACCAAGAUGUAUCUUAGAUGGACGAGAAGCGCGUUGUAUAAAGUGUCGCAGUCAAGUAACAGAUGAUGAUGAUGAUGAACUGUCAAAGAGUUACAUAAUGAUACCAUGUGGUCAUGGUUGGUAUUGUGAAAAUUGCAUUGAGGACGAAAAAGUGUUCAAUAUGUUCCAAGAAAAAAACAGAUAAAUUGUGUAUAAUAUUAAAAAACAAUGAAUUGCAUUCAAAUUAAUCCGUGUUCAUUAUGGCGCAUUGGUACUACAGAUACAUUGUGUGUAAAUUUGUAAAACA